Molecule: messenger RNA, 2113 nt
Organism: Contarinia nasturtii (swede midge)
Lineage: Eukaryota; Metazoa; Arthropoda; Insecta; Diptera; Cecidomyiidae
Gene: flr
Product: actin-interacting protein 1
Exons: 8
Coding region: 237-2048 (603 amino acids)
Biological process (GO): actin filament depolymerization; positive regulation of actin filament depolymerization; sarcomere organization
Cellular component (GO): cortical actin cytoskeleton
Molecular function (GO): actin filament binding
Source: RefSeq, a predicted model, not a curated record
GGUGUGUGUUUGUGGUGCUUGAUAGUAUACUAGCCCGUACUGGCUGAGACGGUCGGCUUCUCGCGUACAAAACACACAGUAUUCGAAUAAACACAGAGAACUUUUCAGCAGCAGACCGUAUUUUUCUGUUUUUUAUUUUGUUACUAAAUUUCAUUUAAUAUCUUCAUUGUCAAAUUUGCGAUAACACGCAACGCAUUCGCACUCAUUUUAUUUAACAAUUUAAGUGAGACUUAGAUAUGUCAUACUCAACGAAAAACAUUUAUGCAACACUGCCGCGUACACAGCGCGGUCAACCGAUUGUAUUGGGAUCAGAUCCAAAAGGCAAAAAUUUUCUGUACUGCAACGGAAAUUCGGUCAUAAUCCGUAAUAUUGAUAAUCCGGCCAUAGCCGAUAUCUACACCGAACAUUCGUGUGCUGUGAACGUUGCUAAAUAUUCACCAAGUGGAUUUUAUAUUGCUUCGGGCGAUCAAUCGGGCAAGGUACGGAUUUGGGAUACUGUUAAUAAGGAGCAUAUUUUGAAAAAUGAGUUCCAGCCAAUUAGCGGCCCAAUUAAGGAUAUUGCAUGGUCGGCUGAUAAUCAACGUAUGGUGAUCGUUGGUGAGGGGCGUGAACGUUUUGGUCAUGUUUUUAUGACUGAAACUGGUACAUCUGUCGGCGAAAUAAGUGGUCAAUCGAAACCAUUGAAUUCAUGUGAUUUCCGUCCGUCGCGCCCAUUUCGCAUUGCAACCGGUAGCGAAGACAAUACAAUUGCCAUUUUUGAAGGUCCGCCAUUCAAAUUCAAGAUGACAAAACAAGAUCAUGGUCGUUUCGUACAGGCUGUACGUUAUUCACCGAGCGGUCAUUUGCUUGCAUCGGGUGGUUUCGAUGGAAAGGUUUUCUUGUACGAUGGCGCAACAGCCGAAUUGGUUGGCGAAGUUGGAAGUCCAGCUCAUAAGGGUGGUGUAUAUGCUGUAGCAUGGAAACCAGAUGGAACACAACUUCUUACAUGUUCCGGUGAUAAAUCGUGUCGCUUGUGGAACGUUGAAACCAGAGAGCUCAUCACCGAAUUCCCAAUGGGUUCAACGGUCGACGAUCAACAAGUUUCGUGCUUGUGGCAAGGAGAUCAUUUGAUUACCGUAUCACUGUCUGGUUUCAUUACAUACUUGGAUGUAAAUAACCCAGAUAAACCAUUGCGCAUUGUAAAAGGUCAUAAUAAACCGAUCACUGUAUUGGGGUUGAGCGAUGAUCGUAGUACGAUUUAUACAGGCAGUCACGAUGGUGCCAUCACCAGUUGGAAUUCAGGAAAUGGAACUAACGAUCGUAUCGGUGGCAUCGGCCAUGGAAAUCAAAUAAAUGGAAUUUGCUCGGCCGGUGAUGUUAUUUACACUUGUGGCAUCGAUGAUUCAUUGCGUGAAAUAAGCGUUGAAGGUAACACUUACACGGACACCGUUGUUAAAUUAAACUGUCAACCAAGAGGAUUAGAUGUGAUUCGUGAGCAAAAUAUUGUCAUUUUGGCAUGUCAACGCGAUAUUACGGUUGUGAAAGAUAAAAAGAAGUUAUUCUCACUUCCCAUCAAAUACGAAUCAAGCUGUGUGUCAGCAAAUUCUGAGUCAUUGGACGUUGCAGUUGGUGGAGACGAUAGUAAAGUGCAUGUUUAUACAUUGACCGGUGAUCAAUUGAAUGUUAAGGCUGAAUUGGAUCAUUUGGGUGCUAUUACAAAUGUUGCAUAUUCUCCGGAUAAAAAAUUCCUCGCUGCCUGCGAUUCAAAUCGCAAAGUCAUUGUCUACAGCACCGAAGAAUACAAGAUCCCGGCUCACAAACAAGAAUGGGGCUUCCAUAAUGCACGUGUCAAUUGUGUAGCCUGGUCACCAGACUCGAAAAUGGUUGCUAGUGGUUCGCUCGAUACAACCAUCAUAAUUUGGUCAAUGACCAAUCCAUCAAAACAUACCACCAUCAAAAAUGCGCAUCCACAAUCGCAAAUCACCGGUUUGGUUUGGUUGGACAACGAAACACUCAUCAGCACUGGACAAGAUUGUAACACAAAAAUCUGGCAAAUUGAAUCAAUUUAAAUACAGACAUGGUACUGAAGAUGAAAAAAAAAAUCAGUCACAAGUUGCAUUUCAUUUUAAAAAAG